UACUUGGUUUGUCAAGCUAGCCAAACGUUGCCUUCAAUUCAGUACAUCUACAGAUACACAAUACGAAAGAAAGUCGGUGUAUUCGCAUCUGCUCUCGUGUCUCAUCAUGGGGCAAAGCCAAAUCUUUCCUGCUGUGGACUACUCAACGGUGUCCCACGUUACCAGUGCAGCUGGAAAGAGGCUUUACACUCGCGCUUGGAAGUCAGACUCCUGCUCUACUCCCAAAGGGAUUGUCUACCUAAGCCAUGGUGUUUCGGAGCACAUUGAGCGCUAUGGUGAAAUGGCGGCUUGGUUCACGGACAUUGACAUGGUUGUGUAUGGCCAUGACCAUGUCGGCCAUGGCAGAAGUGAAGGAGACCGUGUUCAUGUGAGUGACUUUGGAGAGUAUGUCACCGAUGUGGUGCAGAGACUCCGUGAAGUACGCGAGCAGCAUCCCGGCCUGCCGCUGUUCCUUCUUGGCCACUCGAUGGGUGGACUGGUUGCGUUCCUGACCGCUGCUCGACACACGGACCUCGUGGACUUUGUCUUGCUGAGUGCUCCUGCCCUGAUCGGUGAUCCAGAUGUUGCUACUCCGGUCAAGAUAUUCAUGGCGAAAGUUGCAGGUGGAAUCACGCCGCAACUGGAAGUGGGGAAGCUACCGCAAGAGUUCAUCUCUCGUGAUCCAUCAGUGAUGGAAGCCAACAGCAAAGAUCCCUACUUUUGGCAAGGCGGAAUGAAGGCUGCAUUUGUUGUUUCCGCUUUGCAAGGACAAGCAGAGGCUGAGCAGCUGCACAAGUCAUUCACUACACCAAUACUGGUGUUCCAUGGUACUGCUGAUGGUCUUUGCCCGAUUGAAGGCUCGCGUCAGCUAAUGGCAGCUAUUGGCAGUGAAGAUAAAACCUUGAAGGAAUAUGAAGGUGGCUAUCAUGAAUUACAUAUGGAACCAGACGGCAUGAAAGAAGAGUUGCAAGAGGCGGUGGUAGCGUGGGUGAAAGAGAGGCUGGAACGGUUCAAUGCCCAAACGUCAACCACAUGAAGCGGAUGCUUUGUAAGAAACCUUACGUAUGCAUAUGCAAGGUGAAAGGAUGUACUUCCGUGCAAAAGCUCCAAUGUUUCCCUCUACCUGGUGUGCUAGCAUGUACUUUCCUGGUUGGCUCUUUUCCUGAAAGUAAUUAGUUGUCAGCAGCUGAGCAGACCCAUGUGGAUAACUGCAGACGGAACACAUGGCUGAUUGUGCCUACUAUUGUGUACUGUCCCAGUUUUCAAUGGGGUUCUCGCCGUAACAAGGCUAUUGCUAUACUGACGCUUGUUGCUGAUUUCCCUGCUUCGUGCUCCGUUGCGUCGCGGGUUAAUGUCCAGUGCGAUAUUAUUCUCGCCGUGAUGCUGGUGGACUGUAUUCUUCACUCCGGCUAGUUUCCAUUGGCCGUGAUUCUAGAUUCUAGAUUUCUUUGAGAGUAGCUACAUCAAUUUCAAGAUAGAUGUAGAUGUUAUGUGUUUGAACUCUGGAGCUAGAUGUCGUUACAAUGUACUCCAGAGAAUAUGGUCAACAUUGAGGGAUUCAUUUCCGAUACGGUCAUGUACUCAUAUAAUGAAGUUUUUUUCUUUCUUCAGUGGCUUCUUGCCCGUACAUGUAUUUGUAUGCCUGUCAAACAUACACCUUUCAAGCAUACACCUGUCAAGACCAAGACUAGGCGUUUACUAUUAUCGGUGCAAAAAAGCAUUUGGCUGCAUUUUCGUGACACUUGUCGUCAGACAUGCCUCGUCUGAUCAUGGUAACCAUGGUAACGGAGCCAGAUACUUAACUAGCUUAGUACUAGCUACAUGUAAUUGUGGCCUGAAACGCAGUUGACUACGUACACUUUUUGUCUUUUUUAGCAGCAACUCAAUUGUAACUGAUUUCGUGGUAUACUGCCAGACCAUUUCUUCAGAACUCUCAAACUCCACUGCAACAUAUUACUUGAACUCAUCACGGCAUUGAAUGAUGGCCAAUGGCAGAAAUAUUGGCAACUAACUGUUA
Sycon ciliatum is the source of this 1996-nucleotide messenger RNA. Its product is annotated as monoglyceride lipase-like. Gene Ontology annotation, cellular component: membrane. The transcript is spliced from 7 exons. Gene Ontology annotation, molecular function: monoacylglycerol lipase activity. The coding region runs from base 107 to 1015 and encodes 302 amino acids. The record is from RefSeq and is a predicted model, not a curated record. NCBI's taxonomy places the organism in Eukaryota, Metazoa, Porifera, Calcarea, Leucosolenida, Sycettidae.